AUGGCGCGCCCGGUGGUGCUGAUGCAACACACGCUCGCGCAGGUGGAUCCGACUCCGCGCUUCGUCUUCUGCUGCAGUGAGGAUGUGCCACAUGGAUGGCUCUUCCCCCAGUGCUCCGUGGUGAUCCACCACGGCGGCAUCGGCACCGUGCUGGCCGCGGCGCGCGUGGGGCGGCCACAGCUGGUGGUGCCGCUGGCCUUCGAUCAGCCCUUCUGGGGGCAGACGUUGGAAGACCUGGGCGUGGCGGCCGUGCAGGAGCUGGAGGAGCUGUCGGUGCCUUUGGUGGCCCGGAAGCUCCGGGCGCUGCUGACUCCGUCGGUCCAGCGGUCUGUGGAAGACCUCGCCGCCCAGCUCAACGACGAGUCGCCGCCCAUCGCGCGGGCGGUGCAAGAGAUCGCUGCGCUGGCGGCGACGGUCGAAGGCGCUGGCGCUGGCGGCGCUGGCAGAGAGGUGUUGAGGCCAGUUCAUCGCAUUGAGCUCUGCGAGGAUGCGGAGGGUGAAGCAGAGGAGUUGAGCGUUCUGGGCCGCAGCAGUGGAGAGGUGCAGUUCAUCUUCCGAGAAAUUGCCGAGGAGCACAGCUAUGGAGAGCUCUCCAAGCUGCCAGGCGACUCCAUCGUGGUCGAUGGAGGGAUGAACCUGGGACUCUUCAGCCUGGUGCUAGCCAAGCGCUGGCGUGGCACGGGGCAGCUCACGGUGGUGGCCUUCGAACCGGCCGAGGAGACCUACCACCUGGCGCUCCAAAACCUCCGUCACCACGGCGUGCCCUUGGUCGCCCACGGCGCGGAGUUCGGCGACCGCGACGACGCGGUGGUCGAGGGCGCGGAGUUCGGCGAUGCGCCGGUGGUGGUGCACUGCUUUCGGCUGGCGCUCUGUGACGUGGAGCGCGAGGAUCGCCUUUGCUACUUCCCCUACCUCACUUCCAGCUCGACCUUGCAACAGCACCGCGCAGCCAAAGACCUUGCGAAAGAGAGGGGCUGCUUCGAUCCGCGUCUAGUGCAGAUCUUCUUCGCGGCGGAGCGCGCGGAGCCCAUCCGCUGCUGCGCCCUGUCCACGGCGCUGCGCCGCGUGGAGCGCUGCUCGGCGCGGCGGGCCGACUCAGAGCGGCCCAUCUCCCUGUUGAAGUUGGACAUUGAGGGGUCUGAAGUGGAGGCCAUGAAGGGUAUCGACCCGUCCCAUUGGCAGCGUGUCCAGCGCCUGGCGGUGGAAGUGCACAGCCGAAGUGACCUGCAAAGACUCAAGGAGCUCUUGACCACAAGCUGGCCCAAUGGCUCGUUGUGGGAAGUGCCACAGGAGCUGAUUCCAGAGCACUUCAUGCUGUACGGUUUGCUGCCUGGUUUGCUUCAAGAUGAGCCCUUAGUCGCAUGCGGAAACAGUGCUGAAACCGUGGCGCUGUGGAGUGAUCUGGCUGUGGGAGGGGUUACGUAA
Durusdinium trenchii is the source of this 1425-nucleotide messenger RNA. NCBI's taxonomy places the organism in Eukaryota, Dinophyceae, Suessiales, Symbiodiniaceae. The record is from the annotation of a GenBank genome assembly.